Messenger RNA from Wyeomyia smithii (pitcher-plant mosquito), 10208 nucleotides. Its product is annotated as ATP-binding cassette sub-family C member 4-like. Lineage: Eukaryota; Metazoa; Arthropoda; Insecta; Diptera; Culicidae. Gene Ontology annotation, molecular function: ATP binding; ABC-type transporter activity; ATP hydrolysis activity. Gene Ontology annotation, cellular component: membrane. Gene Ontology annotation, biological process: transmembrane transport. The transcript has 9 exons. Bases 5691 to 9836 code for a protein of 1381 amino acids. The record is from RefSeq and is a predicted model, not a curated record.
UGGAUUAAUUACUUUAUUUACGUUAUUUCGCCCGUAAAGACAGUCUGACAGUUUGGUUACCAGUCGGAGUAGAUUUUCCUUAAUUUUUCAAUUUAAACAAAUAACAGAUAACUAACAGUUUUUUGUGCUGAAUUGACGCUUACCGGGGGAACAGCCAACGCCAAAACGUCGUCGUGAGAUUAGUGCCAGAACUCGCACUCCGGCUGCUGCCGUCUGCGGCACCAGAUCUUUCGAAUGCGAAAUUAAAACGGUUGCCGACGAACGACAACAAUUUUGGAUGUACCUGAGUCGUCUUGGUCCAAGCCACACCAUUGAUGAAAUUUCUGCGAUGGCUAAAGAGUGCUUAGGGAUGAACGAAACACCUAAAGCCAUUAUGCUGGUAAAAAAAGAUGCAGAUUUGGAGAAGCUGAAUUUCAUCUCCUUUCGGAUUGAGGUGCCAAACGAGCCUAAAGACGUCGCUUUGAAAGCUUCUACCUGGCCCACCGGAGUAUUGGCUCGGGAAUUCGACUUUGACCAGCUGCGACCUAGCAGAUUUCGUCAAUAACUGCACAGUUCAACAGAACGUUUUAAUAAUGGACAGCGGGAGUCAUCAGACUCCCGCCAAAGUUAAGUACCUCCCAUUUUAUGUCCCUGACGAUAGCCAUCGCUCCGCUAUAAAUUUUAGACUUGACGCUCCUUCUUCUUCAUCAACCUGUCGGGUGUCAGCUGUUCCGAAAUCAACUUCUGCCAGCGGACAUGACUCAUCCAUUCACCUAUACUACCAAAACGUAUGCGGUAUGAACUCUACUAUUGACGAUUACAUGCUUGCUUUUUCUGGAGGAUGCUACGACAUCAUCGCGCUUACCGAAACUUGGUUGGACAACCGCACCCAAUCUUCUUACGUGCUUGGGAAUGAAUAUAACGGUUUUCGCUGCGAUCGCGGCCCUCACAAUAGCAGAAAACCGACUGGAGGAGGUGUGCUCAUCGCAGUUCGUCGAAAUCUUAAGGCCCAUCGAAUCGACGACACUACCUGGAGCAAUCUUGAGCAAGUGUGGGUGUCGAUAGAAUUGGCCGAUAGAAAUGUUUCUAUCUGCGUCAUUUAUCUUCCACCUGAUAGAACGCGUGACAAAGAAAUUAUAGAUACCCAUGUUCAAUCGGUCUCAUCAAUCGCCAGUCGAGCAAAACCGUGUGACGAAAUUAUUAUCUUCGGUGAUUUUAACUUUCCAAAUUUAUGCUGGCGCCCAUCACACGACGGCUUUCUUUACCCCGAUCCGGCUUUCCGUUUAAUUCCUGUACUCUAGCAUUGCUUGAUGGCUACUGCACAGCCACCCUUCGGCAAAUCAACGACAAUACUAACGAAAACGAACGUUGUCUCGACCUGUGUUUCGUUAGUUGCCGCGACACCGCUCCCAUAUUAACUUACGCCCCGGCACCUCUAGUUAAAAUCGUACGUCAUCAUCCGGCCCUCACUCUCGCUCUAGAAACUAAAAACAGCAGCGAAUAUCAGCAAGUUUCUUGUCUAAGCCGCUACGAUUUUCGAAAAGCUAAUUACAGUGAGAUGAUUCGAGCACUUGAUAACAUUGAUUGGAGUAUCAUUUCUAAUGAAACCGACGUCGACAUAGCCGUAUCUAAAUUUUCCUCCAUGAUCUCAGGACUUAUCGAACAAUUUGUUCCAAAAAUGGUUUGCAAGAAUUCAAAUAAACUCCCCUGGCAAACCCCGGAGUUGCGUCGAUUAAAAAGGGCUAAAAACGCUGCAUUCAGGAAAUUUUCUAAAUGUCGUACCCUACCCUUACGCGACCACUAUCGCCGGAUUAAUAACUCUUACAAAACACUAAGCCGAAGAUGUUUUUCUGCGCACCGACGGCGUAUGGAAGACAAACUAAAAUCCGAUCCCAAAAAAUUUUGGAACUUCAUCAGUGAACAACGCAAAGAAACAGGAUUACCGUCGAUUAUGGUGUCAGCCAACGAGACUGCUGACAAUGCUGCCGCUAUUUGUAACUUAUUUGCAAACAAAUUUUUUUCAGUAUUCUCCAGUGAAUCACUUACCGCUGAACAAAUUUCGGCAGCCGGAAACAACGUUCCUAUUACAAACAGUUGCAUCGCAUCUAUUUACUUCGACGAAAAUGCAAUUCUUACCGCUGCUCGGAAGCUUAAACACUCGAGCUCUCCUGGGCCCGACGGAAUUUCUGCUACUUUGUUAAAAAACUGUAUUUUACCUCUUCUCGUGCCCCUGUCACAUCUGUUUCGCUUAUCACUGGCGAGUGGUAAUUUUCCAAGCGACUGGAAGCAGGCUUAUAUGUUCCCCGUGCACAAAAAGGGCGACAGGUCGAACGUGGAAAACUACAGAAGGAUAUCAGCUCCUUGUGCUGUAUCGAAAUUGUUUGAGCUGGUCAUCAUACAACCUAUCUUCUCACAUUGUCAGCAAACCAUAUCAGAUGAUCAGCACGGUUUUCUACCAAAACGCUCUACCGCUACAAAUCUACUUUGUUUUACCAGCUACGUGGUCGAGAGCUUCAACGAACGGUCGCAGACUGACGCGAUUUAUACCGAUCUUUCCGCUGCUUUCGAUAAAUUUAUUCAUCGGAUUACUGUCGCAAAAUUGGAACGCUAUGGCUUCAGCGGCAGUCUAUUGAGCUGGAUAGAAUCCUAUUUAUCGGAUCGAACAAUCAGCGUUAAGAUUGGAGACGAGCUCUCCAAUUUCUUCCCUGCAACAUCUGGAGUCGCUCAAGGUAGUCACUUGGGACCACUGAUCUUUCUGCUGUAUUUCAACGACGUUAAUAAUUCGCUACGAGGCCCACGCCUUUCAUUCGCAGACGACCUGAAAUUAUUUUUCAAAAUUGCUAACACCUCAGACGCAUCCUCUCUUCAGCAGCAAUUGAAUUUAUUUGGGAAUUGGUGUGCAAUUAAUCGUAUGACGCUGAACCCCUCCAAAUUCUCGGUUAUAACCUUCACUCGAAAUAAGCCCAACUCGCAUCCGAUACUUUUCGAUUACAGCCUUAACAAUCAAUCGAUUCAACGUGUCGAUGUUGUCAAAGAUCUUGGUGUACUUCUCGAUGUCAAAAUUACCUUCAAGCAACAUGUUUCUUUUAUUAUCGCCAAAGCAUCCAGACAGUUGGGAUUAAUUUUUAGAAUGACACGCGACUUUAGAGACAUAAGUUGUCUGACCGCAUUAUAUUGCUCGCUUGUUCGGUCACAACUCGAAUACUGCUCCACGGUUUGGACACCACACUACAACAACGCUGUUCAACGCCUCGAAAGCAUCCAGCGCCGGUUCGUCCGCUACGCACUUCGCCUCUUGCCAUGGAGACAGCCUAUGUGGAGCACUCCUUAUGAGGAUCGUUGUCAACUUCUCCAUAUUGACACCCUGCAAGUUCGGCGUGAAACUGCUCGUGCUAUGACUGUGUCUAACGUGCUGACAGCACGGAUCGAUUGCCCUGACAUUCUUCGCCAGAUCAAUAUAAAUGCUCCAUCCAGAACCCUGCGGAGAGUACCUGCAAUGCACCUACCUUUUCGUCGUACAAACUACAGCUCCAAUAGUGCAAUCAUUGGCCUUCAACGAGCGUUCAACAAAGUUUCGUCAAUGUUUGAUUUUCAUCUGUCGACUGAAGUGCUUCGUUCUAAAUUUGUUGCUAUGUUUAGACAAUUGUUGUAUUAAUGUUUAGUGUAGUUAACUAGUCACCAUUUGGACAAUAUACGUCUGUUGGUUGAGAGCAAAUAAAUAAAUACAGCAUCAUCAACGUGCACUGCCCGCACGAAGGUAGUUCUGACGACGAGAAGGAAUUGUUCUACGUGCAGUUGGAGGCAACAUACGACGGCUACUCGUCACGGGACAUCAAAAUCGUCAUCAGGGAUAUGAACGCCCAGGUUGGUAGGGAAGCGAUGUAUAGACCGGUGAUAGGGCCUCACAGCCUACACACCGACACGAGCGACAACGGCCAACGAUGCAUCAACUUCGCAGCUUCCCGAGGCCUAGUGAUUAGAAGCACCUUUUUUCCACGCAAAGAUAUCCAUAAAGCCACCUGGAGAUCACCUGACCACCGAACAACAAAUCAAAUUGAACUCGUUCUCAUUGAUGGCCGUUUUUUCUCAAACAUUAUAAACGUACGCUCCCCACGGGGUGCGGAUAUCGACCGAAAACUUUCCACGGUAUUUCACACACGUCAGAACCGUCCUCCUCGACCAAACAUCCUUCAGUUGACCAACCCGCAGGCUGCCGAGGACUACGCGCGCAUGCUCGAUGAGGCACUGCCUCCCACGGAAGGAUUAUGCUUCAACUCUCGACGAUGGGUGGGAGAAGUUACGGUCGGCCAUUGGAGAGGCCGCAACCUCGGCACUAGGUGUGCUAACGUCGAGCCGACAAAAUGACUGGUUUGACGGGAAAUGCCAGCAAGCGAUGAAGAGGAAGAAAAGAGCUUGGAAUAACUAUCUAAGCAUCGCCACAAGAGAGCACGCGGCCAAAUACCGACGAGCUCGAAAUAAGUUAACCAUGAUUCUGAGGAGGAAGAAGUGCCAGCAGGAGGACAGAGAUCGUGUAGAGCUGGAGCAACUGUUUCGGGCUAACGAUACGCGCAAAUUUUUUUGAAGUUGAACCAAUCCCGUGAAGGCUACACACCGAAUCCAGAUAUGUGUAGAGACGCGUAGGGAAACCUGAUCACAAGCGAGCAUGAGGUGGUUGACAGGUGGUAACAGUUCUUCGAUGAGCACCUCAAUAGCGGAGCAACGGAAGGAGGCGGAUAGGAAGUUAUUCUUGGAAUGCCUACAAACGACAGUAGUGUCCCAGUUCUCGAUAUCCUGGAGGUCAGACGGGAAAUUGGGUCACUCAAGAAUAACAGAACCGUCGGAAAGGACAGGCUGCCCGCAGAGCUCUAUAAACUUAGAAAAGAGGCACUAGCAGCGGCACUCCACUGGGUUAUCUCUAGGAUUUGGGAGGAAGAGAGACUACCGGAGGAAUGAAUGAAAGUAGUUCUAUGCCCCAUCUAUAAAUAGGCGAUCGACUACAAUGCAGUAAUCCGACGAGCAGGCAUCGAAACGAGAGACACGAUUUUCAGCAACUCAUAGGCUCCGCAGACGCCCUGGACAUUAUUACGAGAAACUCAGCGACGGCGGAGGUAACCUACGCAAGACUUAAAGUGGAAGCUAGGAGAAUUGGACUAGAAAUAAAUGCGUCGAAAACGGAGGCUCGAAAGAAACCAACAUUCGCCUCCAACGGACGGUGAUUAUGGACGACGACGAACUCGAAGUGGUAGAGGAGUUCGUACACUUGGUAUCACUGGUAACCGCCAACAAUAAUUCAAGUAAGGAGGUCCAACGACGUAUUCAAGCUGGAAAUCGAGCCCAUUUAACCCUUCGCAGGACGCUUCGAUCCAGGAGCAUACGCCGCCGCACGAAGCUGACGAUGUACAAAACCCUAAUCAGACCCGUAGUUCUCUAUAGACUCGAAACCGUGAUGCUGCUCACGGAGGACAUACGUGUACUGUCCGUAUUUGAACGGAAAGUGUUGCGGCCAAUAUUUGGUGGAGUGCAAAUCGAAAGCGGAGAGUGGCGCAGGCGUAUAAACCACGAGCUGCAGGCACUACUUGGAGAGAUUCCCACUGUGCACCUGACGAAGGUCGGGAGGCUGCGAUAGGCCGGUGAUACGUAAAUCUGCCAUUCGCCGCUUUCGAAUUUAUUUGAGCGUUCGUUGUGAGUAUCGUGCGUGACAGGCCACCGCCAUGGAAGCUAUAAGAAGAAAGCUGCCACAAAAUCCCCGUGAAAGUGCCAAUUUUUUGUCGAUACUGACGUUCUGGUGGACUAUAGAUUUGUUUAAGAAAGGAUACACAAAAGUGCUAGAAUUGCAGGAUCUAUUCCGCCCGCUAGAAGUGGACAAAUCGGACGCCCUCGGAGACCGGCUUGAAGAAAAAUGGUUCGCACAGCAGAGCGGCCCAGGUCGACCUCAGCUCAUCAAGGCCAUCUUCAAAACCUUCUGGUGGGAGUACACGAUUCUGGGAAUCAUCACCUUCGUCAACGACAUCGUCAUCCGACUUGCACAACCCAUUUUCCUGGGGUUGCUGCUACAGUAUUUCCGACCAGACUCAACGGUGACUUGGGAAAAUGCGCUAUACUACGCGGCGGCCAUCGUUAUCCUGAACGCACUCAGUGUGGUGACCAUCAAUCAGUAUAUCCUCGGGAGCUUCCAGAACGGCAUGAAAGUACGAAUAGCCGUCUGUAGUGUCAUCUACCGGAAGGCACUGCGCCUAUCUCGGACGGCUCUUGGCGAUACAGCGCCCGGCAAGGUCGUCAAUCUACUUUCGAACGACGUUAACCGAUUUGACAUAGUGUCGGUAUUUCUACACUCGAUGUGGUCCGCUCCGUUGCUGUCCAUCAUCGUUGGCGUCCUACUCUACCUUGAGAUCGGAGUAGCUGGUCUGAUAGGAAUGAUUGUGAUAUUUGUCGUUACCCCUAUCCAAGGAUAUACCGGAAAGUUAACCUCCCGAUUCCGGCUCCAAACAGCGCUGCGAACAGACGAGAGAAUUCGCUUGAUGGAUGAGAUUAUCUCGGGAAUACAGGUUAUCAAGUUGUACGCCUGGGAGAAACCUUUCUCCAAACUGAUUCAGCUGGCACGAAAACUCGAGCUUAAAAUAGUGAAGAAGAGCUCCUAUGUGCGGGGUCUCUAUAUGACGUUUCUCCUGUUCACCACUCGAAUGGCGCUUUUCUGUACGAUGAUGUCGAUUGCGUUGCUAGGCGGAGACUUAACUGCGGCUAAGGUUUUCGUAGUUUCUAUGUAUUUCCACAUUUUGGCUAACACUAUGUCUGCGAUGUUCGUUCGAGGUAUUGCCGAGAUUGCGGAAGCAUUGGUUGCGAUGAAGAGACUGCAACGAUUCCUAGAAUACGAGGAAAAAGAAAGUGAAAUGCUGGGGGCUAAAGAGAAAUUUAUUAAGGAGUUUGAACUAAAUGGUGAUGUUUCGGAGAAGCAAAAGCUGAUCGAAGCGGAAACUCAGCUCCCGUCAAACGUGGCGGUGUCACUGAAAAAUGUAACCGCCAAAUGGGGUGCCGUUAAGCGACAGGAACAGCCGGUCAUUAAAACAGAGGGUAAGAAUGGCUCAUCACCUUUACCCAAGAUUGUCGAAACAAUUAAACAGAUGGAUGAAGAAGAUGAAGCGUGGAGAACGGCAACACUCUCGAAUGUAAGCAUCGAUUUCCGUAAGGGUAUUCUAAUCGGGAUAAUCGGUCCGGUUGGUGCAGGAAAAUCGUCCUUGCUACAGGCAAUUCUCAAAGAGCUACCCAUUGUGUCGGGAUCGAUCGUAACUAAGGGCAAAUGUGUCUACGUCAGCCAGGAACCGUGGGUGUUUGCUGGGACGGUGCGACAAAACAUCCUCUUCGGUCAACCGAUGGAGAAAGAUCGCUAUAACUCGGUUGUUAGUGCGUGUGCUCUUCUGAGAGACUUUGAGCAGUUGCCCGAUGGCGAUAAAACGAUUAUCGGCGAACGAGGAGCGGCGUUGUCUGGUGGACAGAAGGCGAGAAUUAGUUUAGCCCGAGCAGUUUACCGAAGGGCGGACGUAUUUCUGAUGGAUGAUCCGUUGAGUGCGGUCGAUGCACACGUUGGUCGGCAUUUGUUUGACCUUUGCAUUGGUCCCCAGGGGAGGUUGGGCAAAAUGAAAACUACUCGAAUCUUGGUAACGCAUCAAGUGCACUUCCUCAAACAGGCUGACUGGGUGGUCGUGAUGAAUGAGAGUAAAAUAACAAUGCAGGGGACACCGCAUGAUCUUUCUCAGAACGGGAUUGAUUUCGUGGAGCUGCUGGAGAAAAUGGAAGAAGAAUCUAAUGAUGGCGAUAGUUCAAUCAUGACGUCGGAAAAGCGGAGUCGUAGAGGCUCUCGAACUUCCUCGCGCUCGGUAUCUGGUUCCGUUCAAUCGCUGGACGACCUCGCGGAGAACGAACGCGUCGACAAUCAAGAGAAGGAGAAAUCGAAAUCACCCGAUGCCAAUCAAAACAUGGAGCUGAGCUCCAAAGGUACCGUCCAAGGGUCGGUUUUGUUGAAUUAUGUUCGUGCCGGUGCGAAUCCUGUGAUACUAUUUGGACUCCUACUACUGUUCCUGGCUACUCAGCUAGCUGCCAGUGGAGCUGAUCUUUGGGUGUCAUUUUGGACAUCCCAAGAGGAACAGCGAAUAUACCUAAGACAAAACGGAAGUAUUGAACGUAGUAAUUCAUCUAGCAUGGAAGAAUUCUUGGACAAUUUCAGCUCCGACGAUAGAGCUCCGCUGAGCACUGAACUAUGCAUGUAUAUUCACGGAGCACUAACUAUCAGCAUUUUCUUCCUCGCGAUCAUCAGAUCAAUCAGCUUCUACACAACAUCCGUCCGGGCUUCGCAGAAUCUACACGACAGUAUGUUCAAAGGCUGCGUGUCAACGCCGAUGCGGUUCUACGACACCAACCCAUCCGGACGUAUCCUAAAUCGGUUCUCCAAGGAUAUGGGAUCGGUGGACGAGCUGCUGCCGAAGGCAAUCCUCGAUGCGUCGCAAAUCAUACUCAGCAUGAUCGGUACGAUUAUCGUGACGGUGAUCGUGAACCCGAUGUUUUUGAUUCCGCUUGCCUUCCUGGGAGUUAUAUUUAUCUAUCUACGACGAGUCUAUUUGAAGACGUCCAAAAACAUCAAACGGUUGGAAGGAAUUACUCGCUCACCAGUAUUUUCACAUUUGGCUGCGUCCUUGGCUGGCCUACCAACGAUUCGUUCCUUUGGUGCACAGGAAGAACUAAUCCGGGAAUUCGACUCACAUCAGGAUCUUCACACGGCUUCCUUCUACAUGUUCAUCACCAGUAGCACCGCGUUCGGUUUCACUCUGGAUUUGCUGUGUUUAAUUUUUGUGUUUAUUGUGGUGUUUAGUUUUCUGCUCCUCGAAAACAACAUCUUAGGAGAUCGCGUGGGACUCGCCAUAACACAAUCGAUGGCACUGACUGGCAUGAUGCAGUGGGGCAUUCGACAGAGCGCCGAGGUGGCCAACUUUAUGAUGUCCGUCGAACGACUGCUGGAGUAUCGUGAUCUACCAAAAGAAAAGGAGCCGGAGCAGCCUCGUGUAGUGAGCAAAAAUUGGCCGGAAGCUGGUCGAAUUCAGUUUAAGAAUGUCAGCUAUCGCUACUUCGAGGGAGGAGAUACAGUGUUGAAAAAUCUAGAUUUCGAAAUAAACCCCAGAGAGAAGAUUGGUAUUGUUGGCCGAACGGGAGCCGGCAAAUCAUCUCUUAUAGGGGCACUCUUUCGGUUAGCGAAAGUGGAAGGUGAUAUUCUGAUCGAUGGCGUUAACACCAGUGAGAUUGCGUUGGAGACUCUUCGUUCGAAAAUUGCAAUCAUUCCCCAGGAUCCGGUACUGUUCUCCGGAACGCUGCGUCGUAAUUUGGACCCCUUCGAAGAGUAUCCAGAUUCCGAUCUGUGGGAUUCACUGGAACAGGUCGAACUUCGGGACAUUGCAAGCGGUCCGCACGGUCUGCAAAUGGCCGUGGCUGCUGGUGGUUCCAAUUUCAGCGUUGGUCAACGACAGCUGAUCUGUUUGGCGAGAGCCAUUCUUCGGAACAACCGAAUGUUGGUGCUGGAUGAGGCAACCGCCAAUGUGGAUCCAAGCACCGACCGUCUAAUCCAAAAGACAAUCCGCUUCAAGUUUGCCGAUUGCACCGUGCUAACCAUUGCCCAUCGCCUAAAUACGAUAAUGGACUCAGACCGAGUGCUGGUAAUGGAUGCGGGUGAAUCGGUCGAGUUUGGCACUCCGUACGAUCUGCUACAGAUGCCGGUUGGUAUCUUCAAGGAUAUGGUUCUGGCGACCGGACCGGCUGAAUCGGAACGGCUGGUACAGAUUGCUAAGGAUAAGUUUGAUGGAAUUGUGAAAGAGUGAAAACGUCUGGGCGGAUGCACGGUUACGCUGUCCCGAACGGAAGUACAAACAAGUGUCCUUAACAGGCCAUCAAAUUAAGUUGAUGGCAUUCUGCUAUGUUUUCUAUCAAAAUAUCUCUUCAUUAGCGUAAAUCUUUAACUAACAGAAAAAGCGGUAUAACUGCAUUGAAUAGGUUCAAAGUAAAAUAUUAGUUUUCGCGGAAUGAAGUUACUAUCGCUCGAAUUAGAUUGACGGUCGUACUUAGCUUUUUAAUUGCUAAAUCUUAUUAUAAUAUCCACAAGCUACCAAGAAAUUGUUCAUUACUGUAAGUCCCUCGUAAGGGUCCUCAAUCAUUCGCAUGUGAUCAAUAUACACAUAUUAGUUUGUGCCAAA